Cokeromyces recurvatus is the source of this 626-nucleotide messenger RNA. RefSeq lists its product as uncharacterized. Gene Ontology annotation, cellular component: phagophore assembly site. The record is from RefSeq and is a predicted model, not a curated record. Lineage: Eukaryota; Fungi; Mucoromycota; Mucoromycetes; Mucorales; Mucoraceae. The transcript is spliced from 5 exons. The coding region runs from base 193 to 510 and encodes 105 amino acids. Gene Ontology annotation, biological process: autophagosome assembly; autophagy.
UCUAUUACAGAUAAUAGUGAAGUUGAGAACUUGAUAGAAGAAAAGAUAGUAGAGUUUUUGCAUAACACAAGUCAAUUAAAGCAAGGAAAGCUGGCAGUUUUAUUUUAUGAAAAGAAAUUAAAAAAGAACUGGUUUCAAUUUUCUAAAUCUGAAGAACAUGUGUGUUGGGAACAAUGGAUCAUCACAUUAAACAUGAUUCCUACACCUGUUUCAGAACAAGAAAAAAUCAAAUUAAACAAAUCAAUCGAACAUCAAUUUAUACAAUGCUUGUUGAAAAUAUUAAAUAUGGUUAAUGAAUAUAAAGAACAUAUACCUUCUAUUACAACGACUGAAGGUAAUCCAUUUCCUUAUCAGAUUGUAGUUCAAUCCCAAAUUGAAAGCUGGAAUUCUAUAUUAAAAAGAUUAACUACUGUAACGGGCGCACCAAUAACACUGGAAAGGUCAGCAAGUAGCCCAGUUGUCACGACUACCUCCUCUACGUCAAAAAAUAAUUCGGUAAAGAAUAUUUGAUAGUCUCUCUUUUUUUUUUUAUUUUAUUUAUAACAACCAAUUCUGUAAUAAUAUAAAUAUAAAGGUUUAAAAUUCUAAAUAAAUUAUUUAGCAAUUUCAACACCACCAGUAGCUCC